Messenger RNA from Malassezia restricta, 672 nucleotides. RefSeq names its product mitotic spindle assembly checkpoint protein MAD2. Gene Ontology annotation, cellular component: nucleoplasm; cytoplasm; kinetochore. The coding region runs from base 1 to 672 and encodes 223 amino acids. NCBI's taxonomy places the organism in Eukaryota, Fungi, Basidiomycota, Malasseziomycetes, Malasseziales, Malasseziaceae. The record is from RefSeq and is a predicted model, not a curated record. The transcript has a single exon. Gene Ontology annotation, biological process: mitotic spindle assembly checkpoint signaling.
AUGUCAGUCGCUCAGGCUGUCGGACAGCAGGCGCCUACACGGACGCAUCUCACUCUCAAGGGUUCCACAACGCUUGUGCAUGAAUUUUUCAAUUAUUCGGUACAGAGCAUAUUGUAUCAGCGCUCUAUUUACCCCUCUGAUGACUUUCGUACCAUCAAAAAGUUUGGCCUACAAAUGCUCGCGACGACGGACGAAGACCUGGCUGACUAUCUGGACCGGGCCAUGCAACAACUAAAAAAAUGGCUUGAACAAGGCAAAGUGCGUCGUUUGGUCGUGGCCAUUGUUGAAAAAGAAACUCAGGAGACUGUUGAACGCUGGCAAUUUGACAUUGAAGUGUUGAACGAAGGCAUGGCGGAAUCAGACGUUCCCAAAAGCGAUGAUGCGAUACCCAAAUCACUCCGCAAGACGGAUGCACAGGUCAAGGCAGAAAUGGCUGCCAUUAUCAAACAAAUAACUGCGAGCUGUACGUUUUUGCCGGUGCUGGAGGAACCAUGCGCGUUCCAAAUUUUGGCCUACACGGACCGUGAUGUUGAAGUUCCGGUGGAAUGGUCAGAUUCUCACGCUCGUCUUAUUGCUGAGGGCAAGGCUGAACAGGUCAAACUGCGCAGCUUUUCUACACAUGUCCACCGCGUCGAUGCGAUGGUGGCAUACAGGCGCGAAGACGACAUAUAA